UCCUGGAGAAUGUCCCAUGUGUACUUCAAAAGAAUGAGUAUUCUGCCCCCAGAAGAGUCCAUGGCUUUUCACUGAAAUGAAGUUCCAGGGCAGGAAGGGAAGGGAACUUGGGGGCACUGACGGGGAGAGAAAGGACUCCUAUACACCCUUGUAGCCACACGUGACAGGGAACAAGGGUGCUGUGGGGGGUCCACACCUGUGUGCACAGCCAAGCACUGUGCUUAGAGGCCAGAAGGUGGGAGUCCUAGGCUGGCUAGUGGAAGGUGGAAAAGGCUGUGGAGGCCACAGAGGCUUGCAGACUGGGGCCAUGGUGGGGUCAGGCCCAGCUCCAAGCACAGUGCACCCUCGGCCAUCACCUGGGGGCACACAGCCCAGGACUGACUGGGAUCAGCUUUGGGCCUGGCUGGCUGGGGCAUGCUCCCCAUCCCAGGAUUUAUUUUUCUUUCCCCAAACCCUGAAUGGAGCUUCCAGUCCGCUCCUUUGGGUUGUGGGUGAGGAAGGUGGCCCCUUCCUGUGGAGCAAAUUCCUGGGGACAAGGAAGCAGAGGCCGCACCGGUGCCCCGCCCCAAGCCUCUGUGUCUCUGGCUCACACACACCCCAUCCCAGGCUUUUAAAACCCCCACGCCCUCUUCUCCGGUUAGACAGAGGCUUGGAAUCAGCACCAUGCAGCUGAAUUUCAGCGGCCUGCGGGCCCUGGUGACAGGAGCAGGGAAAGGCAUUGGGAGGGACACGGUGAAGGCCCUACAUGCCUCGGGAGCCAGAGUGGUGGCUGUGAGCCGCACCAAUGCAGACCUGGUCAGCCUUUCCAAGGAGGUGAGGUGUGCAACCCCACUGCAGCCUGGGCCUGCCCCCACACCCUCUGGGGGCCUCAGAACCUGCCAGGGUCCAUCACCUUGGUCACUGCUCAAUGCCUCCCCACAGUGCCCUGGUGUAGAGCCUGUGUGCGUGGACCUGGGUGACUGGGAGGCCACGGAGCGGGCACUGGGCAGCGUGGGCCCUGUGGACCUGCUGGUGAACAAUGCUGCCGUGGCGCUGCUGCAGCCCUUCCUGGAGACCACCAAGGAGGUCUUUGAUAGGUCCUUCAGUGUGAACCUGCGCUCAGUGUUCCAGGUGUCCCAGAUGGUGGCCCGUGGCAUGAUCAGCCGCGGAGCGCCUGGCUCCAUCGUCAACGUCUCCAGUUUGGUGGCUCACGUCUCCUUUCCCAACUUAGCUGCCUACAGCUCCACCAAGGGGGCAAUGACCGCGCUAACCAAAGCCAUGGCCCUGGAGCUGGGGCCUCACAAGAUCCGAGUGAACUCCGUGAACCCCACGGUGGUGCUGACGGCCAUGGGGCAGCAAGUCUGUUCGGAUCCUGAGGUGGUGCGGAAGCUAAAGGAGCGCCAUCCCCUGCGGAAGUUUGCGGAGGUGGAAGACGUGGUCAACAGCAUCCUCUUCCUGCUCAGCGACUACAGCGCCUCGACCAGCGGCUCGGGCAUCCUCGUGGACGCCGGGUACCUGGCCUCCUAGAGCGCCCGGGACAGGGGUUCAGGCGCGCGCAGCUCGGCGGCCGCCCACACCUCUGCGGAGCCCCAGCACCCCUCCCCCCGGGCCGCCCGGGCCGCAGCCGACCCUGCCCCUCCUCCCCCGGCCCGCCCCACCUGCCAUCCUCCAUCCAGACCCCGCGUCGGCCGCGCUCUGCGCGCACACGCCUGCAACCAGGAGACCCCGCCUCUGUCGUCCCCACCCACCGUGUCCUCAGCUGUGCCGGGGUG
Messenger RNA from Manis pentadactyla (Chinese pangolin), 1751 nucleotides. RefSeq names its product carbonyl reductase [NADPH] 2. The transcript has 7 exons. The record is from RefSeq and is a predicted model, not a curated record. Gene Ontology annotation, biological process: xylulose metabolic process; glucose metabolic process. Bases 664 to 1506 code for a protein of 280 amino acids. Gene Ontology annotation, molecular function: L-xylulose reductase (NADPH) activity; carbonyl reductase (NADPH) activity. Lineage: Eukaryota; Metazoa; Chordata; Mammalia; Pholidota; Manidae.